Funneliformis geosporum is the source of this 260-nucleotide messenger RNA. NCBI's taxonomy places the organism in Eukaryota, Fungi, Glomeromycota, Glomeromycetes, Glomerales, Glomeraceae. The record is from the annotation of a GenBank genome assembly.
GAUCUGAUGAAGGAGUGGAUAAUAUUACUAAAGUGAUGGAUGAAGAAGAUAAUGAAUUAAACAAGAAUGAUUAUGAUAGAGUGAAUGAAAAUGACUACAAUGGAAUAAAUGAAUCCAAUUGGAAAGAAGAUGAUUAUGAUGAAGAAGAUGAUGACCAUGAUGAAGUGAACGAUGAUGACUAUAAUAAAGCGAACAAAUCUGAUUGGAAAGAAGAUGAGUAUGAUGGAGUGAAUAAUAAUAAUAAUAUUGAAUUUGUCUAA